Molecule: messenger RNA, 1677 nt
Organism: Paraglomus occultum
Lineage: Eukaryota; Fungi; Glomeromycota; Glomeromycetes; Paraglomerales; Paraglomeraceae
Source: the annotation of a GenBank genome assembly
AUGGAAGGGUUCGACUUUCUUCUAGCAGAAUCUGAAACUCCCAUAAAUAGUUACCCAUCUACGCCGCAAUCUUUGUCUGAUUGUGAGACAUCAUCUACAUCGGAUUAUUCCGAGAUUUCGAUCCCCAUAAGUUCCUCGACCGAAGACGAAUACGAAAGAGAACUAAAUAUAUGCCGUAAAUGUCUUCAACAACUCACCGGCGAAUACUAUUGUCAUCCUUGCUAUUCUGCGCGUUUAAAGGACAAUUUCGCCAAUUGGACGAGCUGUCAUGAAGCCAUUGACGAGUUUAUCCGCGAAGCACAACUCAAUGCCACUCAUAGGGAUGAAUUAUUGGAAUGGAUUCCGCAUGAUCAAUUGGACGAAAUUAAAUAUUUGGCAAGAGGCGGAUUUGGAACUGUUUAUUCUGCUAUCUGGAAAGAUGGACCCAUCAAUUAUUGGGACGACAAACAAGAAAAAUGGUUGAGGAGGGAAAUGUAUAAAGUGGCAUUGAAAAAUAUCAGAUCUGAUACAUCGGAUUUCGUGAGAGAACUUAAAACGCAAUACUUAUGCAGCACGCGUACAUCUACCGAAUCUAGAGUCAUAUGGUUUCUCGGCAUCACUCAAGACCCGACGACGAAAUCCUAUCUUCUCGUAAUGCCGUAUGCCAAAUACGGCGACCUUCGUCACUUUCUCCGCAAAAAUUUUCCUACCUGUACAUGGACGCAACGCAUAACUAUGCUUUACUACAUCGCUCAGGGAUUGAAUGACAUUCAUUCGGCUGGAUUGAUCCACAGAGACUUUCACACUGGUAACAUACUUCAACUGUCUAACAGUUAUUCGUACAUAGGAGAUUUAGGGCUGUCCAUACGUGUUGACGGGGUUCAGGAAAAGCAACAGGUUUUUGGAGUAAUUCCAUAUAUAGCUCCAGAAGUUUUCCGUGGACAGGGAUACAGCAAAGCAUCAGAUGUAUACAGUUUUAGCAUGGUGAUGUGGGAGAUCGCAACUGGUCGUCCACCUUUUGCUCGAGUCGCUCACGACGAGUACUUGGUCUUUGCCAUCUGUGACGGAAAGAGACCCGAGAAACUGUGGAAAUGGCGUACCGCUAUUGAUAAAAAUCUUCCUCCCAUUGCGACCGAGAUUAGAAAUUCUGAAGAGUAUCGGCUAAGCAAUUUCGGAAAAAUGCAAAAUAAUGGACAACCCCUACAUUCUGAAGCGAUAUAUAGAAGUAGGCGUUUGGUGUUAUCGGAUAGUGAUGACGGCGAGACAAGAGCAUGUAUGAAAGUUGCCAUUGAACACCAUGAGGAUGAAUCCGAUCAAAGCACACCUCGCCUCCCAGUGGAUCAUCUGGACAGUUGUGUUAUUGGAUGGGAUGAGAAAAUUACCCCAACCAACGACCGAUAUAGGGAUAGUCCAGUACCGGAACUCAGUCCAACCAGUACCUUGUGCUAUUCAACGACAUCUUUACACACAGGAGUAUCUCCGUUGUUGGCUAGUGUGGAUCUUAAUAGUGAAGAUCCGAACAAGAAAGUCCAAAACGAGAUUGCGAUGCAUACGGGAUUAACAUCCAGAAUAUCAGGUUUGAAGUUUAUUCAUGAGAAAAGGAGAUCUGAAGUUCUUAAUUUCGAAGGCAAGUAUUUUAUGAGAAUGUUAUAUUGCCCGUUAGCGCUAAAAACUAUGAAUGAUAACUUGAGUAAUUAA